Necator americanus (New World hookworm) is the source of this 3153-nucleotide messenger RNA. RefSeq lists its product as uncharacterized. The record is from RefSeq and is a predicted model, not a curated record. The transcript is spliced from 28 exons. Gene Ontology annotation, cellular component: nucleus. Bases 1 to 3153 code for a protein of 1050 amino acids. NCBI's taxonomy places the organism in Eukaryota, Metazoa, Nematoda, Chromadorea, Rhabditida, Ancylostomatidae. Gene Ontology annotation, molecular function: ATP-dependent DNA damage sensor activity; ATP binding; mismatched DNA binding. Gene Ontology annotation, biological process: mismatch repair; chiasma assembly.
AUGACGUCUCCAGCAGAAGAACGUCCGUUUUCUUCUUAUCCUACUGCUGACGCUACAAUUGUCUCCGUCAGUUUAAGUGGAGGAUACCUUGGAGGCGCAGUUUAUGACCAAUCUCAAACCACUAUUCGUCUGCUAAGUGAUGUCCUCGAAGAUCAAGAAUUUUCAAUGUCGGCGUCUCUACUUCAACAAGAGCAACCAACAACGAUAUUAGUCAAUAAAAAUCAGGAUAACUGUUUCCUACGAUUUCUUUCUCAGUUUUGUAGGAUAAGAACCUCCGUUGAUGAAAUGUACCUCGAUACUUCGAUAGACUUUAAUAGUUCAACUUCCAUUCCACGCACGAGUUGCGCUCUUAGCACCACGAUACCUACGGACUUGGGACAAGGUGCAGUCGCGUCGCCCGAAAAUGCUGUUAGUAAUGAAGGAUGUGGCGUUGCUGGGGCAAAUAAUGACGUGGAAGAUUCUGAAGAGGGAGUGCAGCCGCGGACACUAAUUCUCCUCGCCAACCAUAUUUACAAUUUUGAUUCUUGUUUUAAACGGAUCUCCGACUUAUUUGCCGAAGAACGGUUUAGCGGGGCAGAGAGCAAACUAGCUGCUCGAUUUCGUAUCGAUUUGUUUUCAAGGAAUAUGGUGCGCGCUUUGGGCGCUCUACUUAUGUACUUGGAUUCUGCACGUGUGGGUGUUGAAUACGAAACCGCCAACGUCCGCACUCCUGUUACCACAAUUAAGACAAUUUUGAUAGGUGAGAUGGUUGAAAUUGACAAAAGCACCUAUCGCGCUCUAAAUAUCUUUUCCGCUGAUGAGUACAAAGGGGGACUUUUCCGAAAUACCUCGAAAUCGUCAGAAUGUAGAUCAUUGUUCAGUUUAUGCAACAGGUGCAGAUCAACUCCUGGAAAACAUAUGCUCAAGCAGUGGUUCCAACACCCUACGACAAAUCGUGAAGUUCUAAUACAAAGACAACAAGCAAUUUCUUUUUUCCUUCAGGAUUGUAAUGUAGAACUCACUGGAAAAAUCCAUAAUUUGUUGGAGCCCUUAAGAAAUGUGAGGCAUAUUUUGGAACGUCUCCGCAGUGGAACUGCGAAAGUUGUGCAUUGGGAGAAUCUUCACAAGACCAUUUCAAACUCGGUGAUAAUUGGUCGCUACCUUGAAAGUGUGGGAUCACCGUUAACUCUUCUUCAGAACGACAUUCAUUGUUAUGGUGAACCUCUGGCGGAACUGUGUGCGGUACUGAGUGCAAUGAUCGAUUUUGAGGAGUCCUACGCUGAAAACCGGCUAGUAAUGAAUACUAGUGUGGAUCCAGAGUUAGAUCGAGUUAAAAGCAUCUACCGCCAGCUUCCGUCAAUUCUAACUGGUGUGGCCCAAGAUGAAGCCAGUCGUUUUCAGGCAGCCACCUGCUCAGUGGCUUAUGUGCCCAUGAUUGGCUAUUUGGUCGUACUUCCUCAUGAUUUCCACCCUGAAGAAUUUCCUGACUUGGAGGUCAUCUACACCACUGCCCAUACAAUGCAUGCGAAAAGCGAAAGAAUGAGAGCUCUUGACGAGGAGCUGGGUGAUCUUAAAAUGAGAAUCAUUGACAAGGAAACUACUAUUACAUUAAGAAUGUCCGCACUCAUAUUAUCUCGUUCUUCUCUGCUACUAGCAGUGGAACGAGCUGGUGCAUUGCUUGACGCUGCCAUUGCAUUAGCACUGACGGCACGACAGUUUGGUUGGAAUUGUCCAAAGAUUGUUGACGAACCCGUCAUAGAUGCUUCAAGGGUUACCCACCCUCUGUCGCAACUAGUUGUUGAACAUUUUGUGGCGAACCCUGUGAGCUCUGGUGGUGGUUGUUCGAGAAUCAAAAUUGUCACAGGACCUAAUGCAUGUGGAAAAAGCAUAUAUUUGAAGCAGGUUGGAUUGCUUGUAUUUUUGGCUCAUAUAGGUAGUUUUGUGCCUGCCGAUGUAGCCCAUAUUGGUUUUGUAAAUCGCAUUUUCUCAAGAAUUUACGCUGUAGAUUCCGUACUCGAUGGAAUGAGCACUUUUGCGAAGGAUUUGAGCCAGAUCUCUCUUGCGUUACGACGCGGCGACGAACGCUCCCUUAUAAUUAUAGAUGAGUUUGGAAAGGGCGCAAUGACGGAAGUUGGUCUCUCGUUACUGGCGUCAUCUUUAUCGUACUGGGCUUCAAAAGGUGAAGAGUGUUGUCCACAUAUAUUCCUUUCUUCACAUUUCCAUGCACUGCCGGAAUUGAUCACUGAUGAACGUGGAAUUGUUUCAUAUCAUACCAUGGAGGUGUUCAGAAAAAGGGACAAACUCAAUUUUCAAUUCCGUUUUGUCGAUGGUCUUGUAGAUUCGUCGUUUGCUUCCUAUACUGCACUGAAAAUGGGCAUACAGGAAGAUGUUGUGGAUCGCGCGAAUGAGGUUUACAAACAUAUUUGCGGAAAGCACGCUCUUUUGGAACUGUCGAGUAUAGACUCAAAAGAAGAACGGAAAAAUGGUUUGCUGACACAGGGAAUGUUGAAAAUACUGUCUCUAUUUGGAGAAUGGAACAUUAUCGGUGACUUGGAGGGUUUGCUGGGAUUGUUGGAAGAGACUCUACUGCUACAUAAUGAAGGAAUAGAAUUGUUUUUUUCUCAUUACCUUAGUGAGCAUGAGGAUCGAGCGUGUGUCAAUGACGGUGAAUUACGUGAGAAUCAAGUCGACCUGAAGUGGGAUUAUACCGUUCUGCAUUUAAGACGAGAAACGACGAUGCUUCCUGGAAAAGAAAAAUCUGCUUUGAAUGAGGAAUUGAGUGGAAGCAGUCAUACAUUGCUUAGUGCGUUGCGGUCGGAGGGGAGGAAAACUGAUAGAAGCAACCUGUCUGUCUCUUUUGCUACCGAUAUGGCUGAAGAAGAAAACACAUCGAGAGCUACUGCGAUUACAGUGCCACAAAAGGCAGUAGGAGAUCAAACAAGACACAGCUGGGUACUGCUACGUUCUGAUAAUGAGUUGCAACUGAGAGCGGUAACUGUUGACAAUUGUUUUGGAGAAAAACCGUUUGUUCCUUUUGUGAAUGAAGAACAGCUAAUUCAAAAACGUGCGGAUGGAUAUACUAAAGGACAAUUAGUUCGAGCCGCUUCGAAACAUCCCUUGCUCCUACCACAUUCGAAUGAAGCGGUCCUUCGUAAACGUACGCGCACGCUGUAA